CAUCGAGAUUCAAGAACAGGCGCCUUGGAAUCGCCGUGGGAGGGAGGUCUUCGGUGGACGCCGACCAGACGACUGAAAGAACUAGGGUUUUCAACUGCUACCUUCGUUCUUGAGAAUUUGGGACUUCUGGUCGAAAUUUCGCCGGAGGAAGAGGCGAGAUGGCCAUGGACGAAGCUGAGGGGCAGCGAGAAUUCGGACCAAAAAAGCAGAAAUCCGAGGAAGCUGAGAGGAGGAGAAAGAAAAUGACUCCUGGAAGUUUGAUGAAAGCAAUUAUCAGAUCGGGAGAGGGUUCAGAGAAGCCUGCAGAUGGAGAUCGGGUCAUAUACCAUUGCACUAUUCGAACAUUGGAUGGUGUUAUUGUUAACUCUACAAGAUCAGAACAUGGAGGUAAGGGCAGUCCUAUCAGACAUAUCCUGGGGAAGAGCAAGAUGAUUCUAGGACUUUCUGAAGGCAUUCCCACUAUGCUGAAGGGCGAGGUGGCAAUGUUCAAGAUGAAACCUGAGUUACACUUUGCUGAGGAUGAUUGUCCAGUUCCAGCUCCAGAGGCUGUCCCUAAAGAUGAUGAACUUCAUUUUGAGAUUGAGAUGCUAGAUUUCUGCAAAGUCAAGGUUAUCAGUGAGGAUUUGGGAGUCUUGAAAAAGAUAAUUGAUGAAGGACAGGGAUGGGAAUCUCCAAGAGAACCGUAUGAAGUAAAAGCUAGGGUUACUGCAAAGACAAUUGGUGGGAAAUUGAUUUUGCCAUCUACACCAGAGCCAUAUUGCUUUACUUUGGGUAAAUCUGAGGUACCUAAAGGGCUUGAGAUGGGGAUUGGCACUAUGGCACGUGGAGAAAAGGCAGUGAUUUUUGUUAGCAGUGACUACUUGACACAAUCUCCUCUAAUGCCAAACAUAGAAGGUCUUGAAGAGGUGCAAUUUGAAAUCGAGCUUGUCCACUUUAUUCAGGUGAGAGACAUGCUUGGUGAUGGCCGACUUAUAAAGCGCCGCAUUGUUGAUGGACGAGGUGAAUUUCCCAUGGACUGUCCUCUUCAUGAUAGCUUACUAAAGGUGCAUUACAAGGGAAUGCUUCUUAAUGAAGAGAAGACGGUGUUUUAUGAUACAAGAGUGGAUAAUGAUGGCGAGCCUUUGGUAUUCAGUUCUGGAGAAGGGCUUGUGCCCGAAGGAUUUGAAAUGUGUGUUCGUUUAAUGCUUCCUGGAGAGAUUUCUCUUGUCACUUGCCCGCCAGAUUAUGCAUACGAUAAGUUUACAAGGCCUUCUAAUGUUCCUGAAGGAGCUUGUGUUCGGUGGGAAAUUGAGCUACUUGGCUUUGAAAUGCCUAAGGACUGGACUGGGUUAACCUUCCAAGAAAUAAUGGAGGAAGUAGAAAAAAUAAAAAACACGGGGAACAGACUAUUCAAAGAAGGAAAGUUUGAACUUGCAAAGGCAAAGUAUGAUAAGGUGCUUCGAGAAUAUAAUCAUGUAAAUCCACAAGAUGACGAAGAAGGAAAAAUCUUUUUGAAUUCAAGAAAUUCGUUACAUUUAAAUGUGGCUGCCUGCUACCAGAAAAUGGGUGAAUACAGAAGAUCAAUUGAGACAUGCAAUAAGGUUUUAGAUGUAAACCCUGCACAUGUCAAAGGUUUAUAUCGCCGUGGCACGGCCUACAUGUUAGGUGGAGAUUUCGACGAGGCAAAGAAAGAUUUUGAAAUGAUGAUGACAGUGGACAAAUCGUCAGAAGCUGAUGCUGCAGCUGCCCUCCUUAAACUAAAGCAAAAGGAGCAGGAAUUUGGGAAGAAGUCUAGGAAACAGUUCAAAGGACUAUUUGACAAGAAGCCAGGGGAAAUUGCUGAAGUCAUAGAGGAUAUGGGAGAUGGAAAGAAUCCAGAUGAGAUAGAACAUAAAGAUGAGGCAGCAGACUCACAAGGAGAACGUAGUUUGAGUGGGAAUUCAAAUCCGGAUAAAGCAGAGCGUGUUCAUGAAGCUGAUCAAGUAGGAUUGCUGGGUCGCCUAUGGCCAGUUGGUAGAAGAUUCUUCACUGCUUUAGGACUCAACAAAUGUACCAUCUUGUGAGACUCUUGGACUGCGUAAAUGCUCCGUAUUAUGAGAUGAAAUCAAGGACCAAAGUAUCAAAAUUUGAAUAAUUAAACCAGCUGUGACCUGGCUUGCCCAGUUUUACCUUUAUGGAGAUGUGUAUAUUGAUGCUUGAUUAAUAUCGCAAGCAACAUAUUUUAGCCCAAAUGGAUAUCAGACAUCUAUUCAAGCAAAUAGUGCUUACCUUUUUCCCAUACGAAUGAUAGCUGGAGAAUUUUA
This is a messenger RNA of Elaeis guineensis (African oil palm), 2282 nucleotides long. Its product is annotated as peptidyl-prolyl cis-trans isomerase PASTICCINO1. Gene Ontology annotation, molecular function: protein binding; peptidyl-prolyl cis-trans isomerase activity. NCBI's taxonomy places the organism in Eukaryota, Viridiplantae, Streptophyta, Magnoliopsida, Arecales, Arecaceae. The record is from RefSeq and is a predicted model, not a curated record.